Sphenostylis stenocarpa is the source of this 936-nucleotide messenger RNA. NCBI's taxonomy places the organism in Eukaryota, Viridiplantae, Streptophyta, Magnoliopsida, Fabales, Fabaceae. The record is from the annotation of a GenBank genome assembly.
AUGGCGAGUCCAAUUCUGCGCGAAAAGCUCUCAAUUCUCAAACAAAAGCUCACACAUCCACGAGAAACGGAGGAUUGCAACUUGUUACAACAAUGUCACCUGCAGUUGCUUGAAGAUGAUGAAGAGUUACUUUCUCUUGAGAUAGCAAGUGCCAUGGAGAACUUGCAGCAACCUUUGUCUUCGGAGAGUCACACAUCAUAUUCGGAAACCCUGAUGAACUCGUUCACGGACGAAACCAGUAAUUUGGAGAGGCCCACCAAGCAGCAGAAAACGAAUUUCUGCAGUUGGAACUCAUCCACCACCACCGCCGCCAUCGAACAUUUUUCACCGAAUCUUUCCCCGUCUUCUUCUCCAACCUCCCAGAUUAUGUCUCUAGACAACUCAAACUUGUUUCCUGUCGAGAACACUCAGUUUCAUGGGAUUGUUUCUGCUGCCCUGAGCCCGGAGCAGAACAAAGGUUUUUCAGUUUCACCCCCAGAGACCCGAAAAGGUUCGCCGGAAAACCAGAACUUCGCAACUGAAAUCCCCAAAGGGAAAGGAAGCUGCAAGAUUUCCGGUCACGGUCGGGAUCACAUCAUCGCCGAGAGAAAACGGAGAGAGAAGCUGAGCCAGAGCUUAAUUUCUCUAGCUGCUCUUAUUCCAGGCUUGAAGAAGAUGGACAAGGCUUCAGUGCUGGGAGACGCUAUAAAGUACGUGAAAGAACUCCAAGAGCGUUUGAAAAUACUGGAAGAAGAGAACAAGAACAAAGGUGGGGAGUCUGUGGUGGUGGUGAACAAGUCAGGGCUGAGCUGCGACGAUGGGUGUGGCAGGGAAAGCCUCCCUCGCGUGGAAGCACGAGUGUCGGAGAAGAAUAUGGGGACGGACAACAAGUUGACUAUCAAUGAUCUCGUAAAGAACCUACGCGUGGCUACUUUGAAAUCCAUGUCCAAAACAUGA